This is a messenger RNA of Trifolium pratense (red clover), 1034 nucleotides long. Its product is annotated as anaphase-promoting complex subunit 10. Gene Ontology annotation, cellular component: anaphase-promoting complex. The record is from RefSeq and is a predicted model, not a curated record. NCBI's taxonomy places the organism in Eukaryota, Viridiplantae, Streptophyta, Magnoliopsida, Fabales, Fabaceae. The transcript has 6 exons. Bases 97 to 687 code for a protein of 196 amino acids. Gene Ontology annotation, biological process: protein K11-linked ubiquitination; anaphase-promoting complex-dependent catabolic process.
AUCAUAAAUUUGAAACUCAAACUCCAACGAACGAACCCUCGGCUACCUUCACCUGAAGCAGCAAAAGCAUCAUCGGCUCGGCGGAGUAGAAUCUCGAUGAGUUUGGAAAUGGCGGCGGAAUCAUCGGAAGGCGAAGAAGAAGGUAAGUUAAGCGGAGGUAACCAAAUAUUGAUCGUCGAUGAAGACCUCCGUGAAUUAGGCAAAAAAGCCGCCUGGAGUGUUAGCUCCUGCAAAACCGGCAACGGCGUUUCUUCUCUUCGAGAUGACAAUCUCGAAACCUAUUGGCAAUCUGAUGGUGCUCAACCUCAUUUUGUUAACAUUCAAUUCCAAAAGAAAGUUCGAUUACAAUUAGUUGUGCUGUAUGUGGAUUUCAAGCUGGAUGAGAGUUAUACGCCGAGCAAGAUUUCCAUUCGCGCCGGAGAUGGCUUUCAUAACCUCAAGGAGAUAAAGGCUGUGGAACUUGUGAAGCCAACUGGUUGGCUUUAUCUCUCGUUAUCUGGAGUUGAUCCUCGUGAAACUUUUGUCAACGCAUUUAUGUUGCAAAUUGCUGUGUUGUCAAACCAUCUCAAUGGAAGGGAUACUCAUGUGCGGCAGAUCAAAGUUUAUGGGCCUAGACCGAACCCCAUUCCACAGCAGCCAUUUCAAUUUACUUCAAGAGAGUUCAUCACUUACUCUACUAUAAGAUGAGAUUUUAUGGAUGGAAUUAAUCAAGCCACCCUAUCGUUAAAUCAAAGAAGGCUGCUCACUGAUUGAUUAUGCCGUGAGUAGGGUCUGAUGAAACCAAACCACUAUGCCACUCAAGUGGCAAAAAUGUAUCUCACUGAUAUGAAUAUUCAUCAAAACAUAGUACCAUCAGAAAAUGUGGCUAUCAGUAACCUUUGUUUCUUGCUUGCUUGUACUUAUAGUUUGUUUAGAUCUGCAAGUGGGUUUAUAAUUGGAUUAGAUAUGAACCUUUGUUUCUUGCUAGCAUUUGUGGUUUGUUUAGAUCUGCAAGUGGUUUAUAAAAGGAGUAGAUAUGGGAUCUGCGUAAAUCA